This is a messenger RNA of Trifolium pratense (red clover), 581 nucleotides long. RefSeq lists its product as uncharacterized. The coding region runs from base 136 to 354 and encodes 72 amino acids. NCBI's taxonomy places the organism in Eukaryota, Viridiplantae, Streptophyta, Magnoliopsida, Fabales, Fabaceae. The transcript is spliced from 2 exons. The record is from RefSeq and is a predicted model, not a curated record.
AGGCCCAGGCCCAUUUGCACAAAGAGGUUCUGAAGUGAGAGAAGAAGAAAAGUGAGAAAAAAGCAAAGCACAGAAACAGAGAGAGAUAGAGAGAGAGAGAUCGAAAGGAAGAAGAAGAAAAUAUACAAAAAAAAAAUGGGUGGAGGAAUGGAAGCAAACAAGAACAAAUUCAUUGAAGAUUGGGGAACUGCUAGAGAGAAUCUGGAACACAAUUUCAGAUGGUCUCGUCGUAACCUUCUUCUUGUUGGUAUCUUCGGUAUCGCUGUUCCCGUUCUCGUCUAUAAAGGCAUCGUCAAGGAAUUCCAUAUGCAAGAUGAAGAUAAUGGUCGACCAUACAGGAAGUUCAAGCCUUAAGUGUGGAAGAUGUUUUGUAAUAAUGAUGGGUUAUGAAAGUUAAACCUUAAUGAGGCUACAACAUGCACUUUUUCUUAACUCGCCAAGGGUUGUUUGUUUAUGUAAUUUUGUUGUAUCAAACUACUCCAUGUUUGGCUGUCUUCAUUGAUAUUUCUGUGAUGUUAAAUUGGUACCGUUGUUCAAAGUUAAUAAUAUAUUUGGAAAACAAAAAGCAUGAGUUUGAGAAA